Messenger RNA from Ictidomys tridecemlineatus (thirteen-lined ground squirrel), 2703 nucleotides. RefSeq names its product procollagen-lysine,2-oxoglutarate 5-dioxygenase 3 (gene Plod3). The record is from RefSeq and is a predicted model, not a curated record. Gene Ontology annotation, molecular function: procollagen glucosyltransferase activity; procollagen-lysine 5-dioxygenase activity; iron ion binding. Gene Ontology annotation, cellular component: endoplasmic reticulum. Lineage: Eukaryota; Metazoa; Chordata; Mammalia; Rodentia; Sciuridae. Gene Ontology annotation, biological process: peptidyl-lysine hydroxylation.
CCUCCUCGCAGCGGGCGGCUCCGCAGCCCGGGUUCCCCGUUCCCAGAACCUUCUCCCGAGUUGGGAUCCAGACGCGCAGCCCAGCCUGGUGCGGGCCCCCGUGCGGCCCCGGCCUGCUCCCCGCCAUGGCCUCGACCGGCCCGGGCCCCCGGCUCCUGCUGCUGCUGCUCCUGCUGCUGCCGCCGCCUCCUGCGGCCUCCGCCUCCGACCGGCCUCGGGGCAGCAAGCCGGUCAACCCAGAGAGUCAGGCACGUGGCUGGGAAGUCUCAAGUACCCAUUCCUGGCUGACCUUAGAGAAGUUGCUGGUGAUCACCGUGGCCACCGCGGAAACAGAGGGAUACCGGCGUUUCUUGCAGUCUGCUGAGUACUUCAACUAUACUGUGCGGACCCUGGGCCUGGGAGAGGACUGGAGAGGGGGUGAUGUGGCUCGAACAGUUGGUGGAGGACAGAAGGUCAGAUGGCUAAAGAAAGAAAUGGAAAAGUAUGCAGACCAGGAAGACAUGGUCAUCAUGUUUGUAGACAGCUAUGAUGUGAUUCUGGCUGGCAGCCCCUCAGAGCUGCUAAAGAAGUUCAUCCAGAGUGGCAGCCGAUUGCUGUUCUCUGCAGAAGGCUUCUGCUGGCCUGAGUGGGGGUUGGCAGAGCAGUAUCCUGAGGUGGGCACGGGCAAGCGCUUCCUCAACUCCGGUGGAUUCAUUGGCUUCGCCCCCACUAUCCACCAAAUCGUCCGCCAGUGGAAGUACAAGGACGAUGAUGAUGAUCAGCUGUUCUAUACGAGGCUCUAUCUGGACCCCGGGCUGAGGGAGAAACUCAGCCUUAAUCUGGAUCAUAAGUCCCGGAUCUUCCAGAACCUCAAUGGGGCUUUAGACGAGGUGGUUCUAAAGUUCGAUCGGAAUCGUGUGCGCAUCCGGAACGUGGCCUAUGACACACUCCCCGUCGUGGUCCAUGGAAAUGGUCCCACUAAGCUGCAGCUGAACUACCUGGGAAACUAUGUCCCCAAUGGCUGGACUCCCCAGGGAGGCUGUGGAUUCUGCAACCGGGACCGGAGGACACUCCCGGGGGGGCAGCCUCCCCCCCGGGUGCUGCUGGCCGUGUUUGUGGAACAGCCCACCCCGUUCCUGCCCCGCUUCCUGCAGCGGCUGCUGCUCCUGGACUACCCCCCUGACAGGAUCACCCUCUUUCUGCACAACAACGAGGUAUACCAUGAGCCGCACAUCGCGGACUCCUGGCAUCAGCUCCAGGACCACUUCUCAGCUGUGAAGCUGGUGGGGCCAGAAGAGGCCCUGAGCCCAGGCGAGGCCAGGGACAUGGCCAUGGACACUUGUCGGCAGGACCCUGAGUGUGAAUUCUACUUCAGUCUGGAUGCCGAUGCCGUCCUCACCAACAUGCAGACCCUGCGCAUCCUCAUCGAGCAGAACAGGAAGGUGAUCGCCCCCAUGCUGUCCCGCCAUGGCAAGCUGUGGUCCAACUUCUGGGGGGCCCUGAGCCCCGAUGAGUACUACGCCCGCUCCGAGGACUACGUGGAGCUUGUGCAGCGGAAGCGCAUGGGCGUGUGGAACGUGCCCUACAUAUCCCAGGCAUAUGUGAUCCGUGGGGAAACCCUGAGGACAGAGCUGCCCGAGAGGGAGGUGUUUUCGGGCAGUGACACUGACCCGGACAUGGCCUUCUGUAAGAGCCUGCGAGACAAGGGCAUCUUCCUCCACCUCAGCAAUCAGCACGAGUUUGGCCGGCUGCUGGCCACCUCCCGCUACGACACUGACCACCUGCAUCCCGACCUCUGGCAGAUCUUCGACAACCCCGUCGACUGGAGGGAGCAGUACAUUCACGAGAACUACAGCCGGGCGCUGGACGGGGAGGGGCUGGUGGAACAGCCCUGUCCCCCUCUGCAGCCAUGCCCGGAUGUCUACUGGUUCCCACUGCUGUCAGAGCAAAUGUGUGAUGAGCUGGUGGAGGAGAUGGAGAGCUAUGGCCAGUGGUCGGGAGGCCGGCACGAGGAUUCAAGGCUGGCUGGGGGCUAUGAGAACGUCCCCACCGUGGACAUCCACAUGAAGCAGGUGGGCUACGAGGACCAGUGGCUGCAGCUGCUGAGGACGUACGUGGGACCCAUGACUGAGAGCCUGUUCCCUGGCUACCACACCAAGACCCGGGCAGUAAUGAACUUCGUGGUCCGCUACCGGCCGGAUGAGCAGCCCUCUCUGCGGCCACACCACGACUCAUCCACCUUCACCCUCAAUGUCGCCCUCAACCACAAAGGCCUGGACUAUGAGGGAGGUGGCUGCCGCUUCCUGCGCUAUGACUGUGUGAUCUCAUCCCCGAGAAAGGGCUGGGGACUCCUGCACCCUGGCCGCCUCACCCACUACCACGAGGGGCUGCCCACGACACGCGGCACUCGCUACAUCAUGGUGUCCUUUGUCGACCCCUGACGCUUAGCCACUCUGCCAAGCCUUCCCUGCCACCGUGCCUUGGGGGGCCUGCCCCCCCAAUCCUUGGAGAGGUGGCUCUGCCCAUCUCCUCUCUUCCUGAGUAUGUCCCUUGCGCCUGGGACAGAAUGUGUCACCUCACCCCACCCAAGGCCCUCUCAGGAAGCCCCUGGAGCCCCACUCCACUCUGCAGCCCCCGGGGCUCAUGGGAAAGGGUUCCUGGAGUCCCCAUGUGAUAAAUUAUUAAGGUUUCUCAGCCCCCUCCCAGUAAAGGAGGAUUUGUAAC